CGAAAAUUGCCAGACAUGGACCGAGCAGCAGUGAUAAGUCGUGAAUUGUUCACAAUCCGAGCAUGGUUUACCGGCCGCAGUUCCAUAUCUCUAUUAUGCAGAAACAGCAAAAUUCUUAAUUGGUCAAAUAAUUUCAUCAAAAGCUGUGGGACUAAAAACCACGCCAAUCAAGCCAGUUUCAUCAUGCCGGACUACAAGGUAUACUACUUCAACGUCAAAGCUCUGGGCGAGCCGCUACGAUUCCUGCUGUCCUAUGGCAACUUACCAUUCGAUGACAUCAGAAUCACUCGCGAAGAAUGGCCAGCGCUGAAACCAACAAUGCCCAUGGGUCAGAUGCCGGUGCUCGCGGUCGACGGUAAAAGGGUGCACCAGUCUAUCGCCGUAUCCCGCUAUCUGGCCAAGCAGGUCGGCCUGGCUGGUGCCGAUGACUGGGAAAACCUGAUGAUCGAUACCGUCGUUGAUACGGUGAAUGAUUUCCGACUGAAAAUCGCUGUUGUUUCCUACGAACCUGAUGAUGAAGUUAAGGAGAAGAAACUGGUUACCCUGAACGGAGAGGUCAUUCCAUUCUACCUUGAAAAAUUGGAUGAUAUUGCUCGGGAAAACAACGGUCAUCUUGCACUCUCAAAACUUACAUGGGCCGACCUCUACUUCGUUGCUAUUUUGGAUUACCUGAACUAUAUGACCAAGUCCGAUCUCAUUGCCAACCAUUCAAAUUUGCAGAAGGUCGUGGAGAACGUCACCAGCAUCGACUCAAUUAAGAAAUGGAUGGAUAAACGACCACACACUGCAAUGCCAAUGGGACAGAUGCCAGUCCUGGAGGUUGACGGCAAACGUGUACACCAGUCCCUGGCCAUGUGUCGCUUCAUAGCCAAGCAGGUUGGUCUGGCUGGUUCCAACCCGUUGGAGGAGCUCCAGAUUGAUGCGAUUGUUGAUACAAUCAAUGAUUUCCGUCUGAAAAUAGCCAUUGUUGCCUACGAACCCGAUGAUAUUGUCAAGGAAAAGAAGAUGAUUACGCUUACGAACGAAGUUAUCCCAUUCUAUCUAACCAAGCUGAACGUUAUCGCCAAGGAGAACAAUGGCCACCUGGUACUGGGCAAGCAAACUUGGGCUGAUGUGUACUUCGCUGGUAUUCUUGACUACCUGAACUAUCUGACCAAGACCAACUUGCUGGAAAACUUCCCCAAUCUGACCGAUGUGGUUAACAAAGUUGUUGCGAACGAAAAUAUUCAGGCAUACAUUGCCAAGAGACCGGUGACUGAAGUCUAGAAACGAACGACGAAAUUAAAUUAAAUUAACAACUUUGAGUUCUCUCUCUCUCCAAUGUACGGAGGCAAUGUAGUCGGAUGCGGAGGCGACGUUAAGGAUUAACUCAUUUCUUGUGCUCCUCAUUAGUGUAAGUCGCACAUAGGAACCAAUUGUCGGAUGGAAUUGUAACCGAAUCUAUUCCCGCAUAUGGUGGCAUCUUUUUAAACUCGUAUUUCAUUUGUUGAGUGUACAUCUCCACAGAACACAAAUCUAACUAGAAUAUAAUCAGUACCUUUAACAUGUAAAACCUACUUUAAGUCUAUAAGAUCAAAUAAUAAAUUGUGUACAAAUCCGA
This is a messenger RNA of Toxorhynchites rutilus septentrionalis, 1600 nucleotides long. RefSeq lists its product as uncharacterized. Lineage: Eukaryota; Metazoa; Arthropoda; Insecta; Diptera; Culicidae. Gene Ontology annotation, molecular function: glutathione transferase activity. The transcript is spliced from 8 exons. The record is from RefSeq and is a predicted model, not a curated record. Gene Ontology annotation, biological process: glutathione metabolic process. Bases 16 to 1266 code for a protein of 416 amino acids.